GCUGGAAUGGCCAACUCAAGAUGGCUCCCUUUUGGAGAGGGCCGCCCUGGGCCGACCUUUCCAGGUGGGGAUGCUCUAUGACUGCCGUACCGACUCACUCAUUCCAGAUAUCACUCUAUGGGACUUGGAAAACCUCAAGAAAGACCUCAAAAUUAAACACCAGAAGAACACACAGGUCAACAUCAUCAUUUUGGACUCCUUGGAUGAGAAAACGUCCAUCUUAAAUGUGACAGCCUCCCUUAAAGCGAGCUUCUUGUGUGGCUUGACUGAGGUUGAUGGAUCUGCCAAGUACCUCAAUGACACCAAAUCAUCCAAACGACAGUCCAGGGUCACCCUGCACUACGGCACGACCACCAGAAUGGAGCAGCUCAGCAUGAGCCACUUAGGGAGGCAGAACGUCGUCUAUCCAGAAGUGUUUGAGCAGAAAUCGGCCACCCAUGUUGUUAUAGGCGUGUUGUAUGGCGCUCAGGCUUUUUUUGUUUUUGAUAAAAUAAAUUCUAAAGAGGAACAGAGCCAAGAAAUUGCGCAAAAGUUAGAAAUAUUAAUUCAAAAAUGUACUUCUGUUGAAGGCAAAGAUUUAAAAAUGACAGAUACUGACAAGAAAAUUGCUGACCAUCUUAACUGCAAGUUCUAUGGCGAUUUUGCCCUUGAUCACAAUCCUACAAGCUUUCAGGAUGCCAUGGAGAUUUACACAAACUUGCCAAGUAAACUUGGAAAAGACAACCAAGCUGUGCCCAUCUACGUCUGGUUGUACCCACUGAAACAUCUCAAUUCACAGGCUGCUCAGCUGGUACAAGAGAUCAGUGUGGCACUCGUGUCCAAAUCUCAGGAGGUCCUGGAGGAGAUAGAUGAGCACAUCAUGAGGUGUAAUGACAUCAUGAACGACGAUGUUGUCAAAAACUUUCCUGUAAUUAAGAAAAAUGCAGAGCAAUUCAAAUCAGUGCUUAAUCAAUAUAAAUGUAUUUUCCAAAAAGACCUUGCAAGGGUCAUACCAAAUAUAAGGGGUGGGGCUACAAACGAGGAACAGCUGGCAGACAUCCUGAAGAAGAAGGAGGAGUCGCCAUUUAGCAAGUGUGCUAUAAGAACAUGGCUGAAUAAAAGAGAAAAGGAAAUCAGUAUGCUCACAAAUGUCUGUAAUCAAAUUAAAGAGAUGAAACUUGAUAUUGUUAUAAAUGACCUGGAUAAAAAUGACACUAGCAUAGAAAAUAUUGUCUGCUUGACUUUCACCUCACUCCAUGUGUGUCAGUCAUACAUAUCAGUGAUGCAACGCUACCUUCAGGCCCCUUGUCAGUCCUCAGAUCAUCUGUCAGAGCCACGUGAAGAGUUAAUAAUCCAAAAUUUCAUUGAGUUUGCUGAAAUUAACCAAAGCAGCAAGACAAUGAGAUUCCUCGUUCACUCCAUCCCUGAUGAGGAAUAUCCUGGGGCAGCAAUCUAUCUUUAUAAAUCUGGGAGUCUCAGCAGCCGUAAAUUUCAGCUUCCAUCUAAACCUGAGCCUCUUGUGGCUUAUUCUCUAACAGACAACAGCAUAAGCCUUAAGUUACAAGUCCAGAAGUCUGAGUCAGAAGGGUACAGAGUGGAGUAUAAGCUACCUGAAGAUGAAGAGUGGAAGACUGUGGACACAACAGAGACCCUUGAACAGGUUACAAUUACAAAGUUACUUCCUGAUACAACAUAUCAAUUCAGACACAGAGCCGUUUGUGAAGUGGGUGUCAGUGAGGCCAGUGAUGCGAUUGAAGUGAAGACACUACCUGUUAAAAAUCUUAAAGGUAAAUUUGAUAUAAAACAUCAAAGUAAGAAGAUUAAAGAUGGAAAUCAUCCUGGACUGUACCUUUUGCCUUUGCAACCAGAGAUCUUAAACAAUGUGAAAAAUAUUAAAAAAUGCACCUUUGGAAAGAGAACAUUCAUCAAACCUUCAAAAACUGUUAUGGUCCUUGGAGCAACAGGAUCUGGCAAAUCCACCAUGAUCAAUGGAAUGGUCAACUACAUCUUAGGUGUCAAGUGGAAGGAUGACUUCAGGUUCAAGUUAAUCCAUGAAGAAACAUCUAAAAGUCAAGCUGUAAGCCAGACUCUGCUGUCACUGCCUACGAAAUGA
Molecule: messenger RNA, 2092 nt
Organism: Polypterus senegalus (gray bichir)
Lineage: Eukaryota; Metazoa; Chordata; Cladistia; Polypteriformes; Polypteridae
Product: verrucotoxin subunit beta-like
Exons: 2
Molecular function (GO): protein binding
Source: RefSeq, a predicted model, not a curated record